AUGAAAUUCCGAUCUCGAAAGAUCCCCAACAGUGUCAUCAGGGAGACUUCCCCAGACUGGCCCGAUGACGUGGCGACAGGCGAAGUACGCGACGAGCAAGGUCCAGAUCUGCACAAUGCAGGAGCUGACAAAAGCAUGAUAAACACAAAGACCGCCUCAUCGAAGUCCAAUGCUACCCCCCAUCCCUGUCCACCUUCUACCGAAAGCGCCAUCUUCCAUCCAUUCCCAAAGCUAGCCCUCGAAAUUCGACGCAUGAUAUGGAAAGAAACCUUCCCACCUGAGCAGAUAAUUUCCUUGGUCAUUCCAAAAGAAUAUUACCAGAAGCGCAAGGAUCAACAACGUCCAUUGCCCGCUGCUCUCCAUGUCAACCAGGAAAGUAGGCAGGUAACCCUGGAAAAUUAUGUUAUCCUUAGCCACUUCACCAAUGAGAGGUUUCCCACCUUCGGAUGUCCCUCGGCCCUUCCCGUCUGCUUCGAUCCUGCUCGAGAUCGCAUCGCCACCACACUCAACACCCUGUUCUACAAGACGGAGCUAAAGGACAUCGCACAAAAAUUGCUGAAGAAAACACCGCGUCUCGCAACUAAAUUGAGAGAGAGCACUGUUGAGGUUGACUUCCAUGGUUUGAAAUUCUGGGCCUGGCACAUAUGGUCUCUGGGGACUCUCGAUGUUCAGAAUGGUCGAUAUUUUAUGGCUGGCAUGUUGCCGUACUUCACGAACUCCAGUAUAUCCAACUGUAUCUCGGGUCUGACCACAAGCCUACUGAGCAAAGAAAGAACUCGCCUUCUUAUACGUGGGAAUCUCUGGAGGAGAUGGAGGGAUACCGAGCCCAAGUCCAAGAAUACUUUGAAGAGUUGA
Messenger RNA from Hyaloscypha bicolor E, 855 nucleotides. RefSeq lists its product as uncharacterized. NCBI's taxonomy places the organism in Eukaryota, Fungi, Ascomycota, Leotiomycetes, Helotiales, Hyaloscyphaceae. The record is from RefSeq and is a predicted model, not a curated record. The transcript has 2 exons. The coding region runs from base 1 to 855 and encodes 284 amino acids.